Molecule: messenger RNA, 1163 nt
Organism: Caenorhabditis elegans
Lineage: Eukaryota; Metazoa; Nematoda; Chromadorea; Rhabditida; Rhabditidae
Gene: dhs-26
Product: DeHydrogenases, Short chain
Exons: 6
Coding region: 149-1114 (321 amino acids)
Source: RefSeq, marked reviewed
ACAGACAGUUUACACCAAACAACACUUAUACAUCAAUCAAAAUUGACAAAAAAAUGUUGCCCUUUUGAGAAAAAUGGCAACAAAGAGCAAAAACAAAGUAGUUUAAAAGGAAUAGGGUGGAGACAUAAAUAAUCGUCUUUUAUUAGGCAUGUCUCUUAAAAGUAAAAUCGCCAUCGUUACCGGAGCUUCGAGAGGAUGUGGAAGAGGAGUUGCUCUUCAACUUGCGGAAGCUGGAUGUACCUUGUACAUUACUGGACGUGCACCAUCUAAAACUCUUUCUUCGGAGCUAACCUAUCUUCCAACAUUGGAGGGGACCGCUGAAGAAUGUAGGAAACGUGGUGGAAUUUGUCAUGUUCGAUAUGUCGACCACAGUAAUAUGGAUGAAGUGGAAAAAUUCUUCGAUGAAGUUGCAAGUGAAACCGAUAACCAAUUGGAUAUUCUAGUGAACAAUGCAUUUUCCGCAGUGACUAAAUGCGGAUCAGGAGAUACCCGAAAAUUUUUUGAACGAGAUCCAGAAAUUUGGGAUGACAUCAACAAUGUGGGACUUCGCAACCAAUACUAUUGCAGUGUAUACGGUACUCGUAUAAUGAGGAAGAAUGGGAUGAAAGGUCUGAUUGUGAAUAUCAGCUCGCUGGGUGGAAUAAUGUACUUGUUCACCGUCGCCUAUGGUGUUGGAAAAAUGGCACUUGACAGAAUGUCUUCGGAUAUGGCACAAGAGUUGCAGGACACUGGCAUUACUGUAAUCUCACUUUGGCCUUCGGCAGUUAAAACUGAGCUUAUCACAAAUAUGAUUGAAACAUCUGCAGGAUCUUGGGGCGCGACGGAAAACAAAAUGUUCCUAAACGGAGAAUCAACCGAGUAUUGCGGAAAAGCUGUGGUGGCAAUUGCUGCUGAUCCGAAGAAGAAGUAUUGGAAUGGAUCAACAUUAAUCACAACUGAUAUGGGGAACUAUUACUCUUAUACUGAUAUUGACGGCCGAAUCCCAACCAAUAUGAGACAACUCCGAGGACUGCUCAGCCUAGCCGGGUACCAUUCGAUGGCAGGUUGGUGUCCUGAGUGGGUCAAUCUUCCUGGAUGGGCAAUCACUUUGUGGCAAAACAAAAUUCACUAUUGAAAAUUGAAAAUUUAUUGAUCAUACUGUUUUAUCAAAAAAAUGCUACAAA